GGUGUUGCAACGCAUAUACUAUAACCGGCACUCCGUAUUUCCGCUUAACUUUUCAGCAUUUUAGUCCAGUUGCAUUUAGAUAAACAUGGGAAAAUUUACUUAUCCAAAUGCGAGACGUGACGAACUUGUUGAAGAUUAUCACGGCACCAAGGUGACAGAGUACUAUCGGUGGCUGGAGGAUCCUGACAGUGAGGAGACAAAGGCCUUUGUAGAAGCUCAGAAUGAACUGUCCAAGCCAUUCCUUGAUGCAUGUCCCAUCAGAGAGAAGCUGAGUUCAAGAAUCACUGAAGUCUGGGAUUACCCAAAGUACAGUUGUCCGGGUCGCCAUGGCGAAUAUUUCUACUACUACCAUAACACAGGUCUACAAAAUCAGAGUGUUCUGUACGCACAGAAGGGGCUUGGUGCGGACCCCUCCGUGUUCCUGGACCCCAAUUCCCUGUCUGAAGAUGGAACAGUGUCACUGCGGGGCACUGCUUUCUCCGAGAAUGACCAGUUCUUUGCCUAUGGCCUUAGCAAGAGUGGAUCUGAUUGGGUCACUAUCAAGUUUAAGAAAGCGCCAUCAGGUGAAGACCUCCCAGACACUUUAGAAAGAGUCAAGUUCUCCAGCAUGGCAUGGACCCAUGACCACAAAGGGCUCUUCUAUAACAGAUACUUGAAGCAACAAGGCAAGUCCGAUGGAACCGAGACCACGAUGAAUGUAGAUCAGAAGCUCUUCUAUCAUCGACUAGGAACGGACCAGUCAGAGGAUGUCCUUGUUGCCGAGUUUCCAGAACACCCUCGAUGGAUGAUUGGUGCAGAGGUCAGUGACUGUGGCAGGUACCUGGUGAUGACCAUCCAUGAAGGAUGCGACCCGGUCAACAGGCUCUACUACGUCGACCUCAAGUCAAUGCAAAAUGAAAUACGAGGUGUUUUAUCCUACGUCAAGAUUGUGGAUAACUUUGAUGCUGAAUAUGAGUAUAUCACAAAUGAUGGCAGCAAGUUCACCUUCAAGACCAACCUGGAUGCAUCAAGAUACAAACUCAUCAACAUCGACUUCGCUGAUCCUGAUCAGAGUAACUGGCAAACUCUAGUGGACGAGGAUGAGAAGUCAGUGCUUGAGUGGGCUGCCUGCGUCAACAAGGACAAGCUCAUCCUCUGCUACCUCAAAGACGUCAAGAACGAGCUGUAUGUGCAUGGCCUGAGUUCAGGGUCAAGGAUGUCGCAGCUGCCCCUGGAGGUCGGGUCAGUCGUGGGCUACUCAGGGAAGAAGAAGUAUGACGAGAUUUUCUACCAGUUCACAUCAUUUCUGACUCCUGGCAUCAUCUACAGGUGUGACAUGACAACAGACACGUACGCCCCCAAGACUUUCCGUGAAAUUAAAGUCAAGGAUUUUGACACCAGCCAGUUUGAGACAGAACAAGUUUUCUUUCCCAGUAAAGAUGGAACAAAGAUCCCAAUGUUCAUUGUUCACAGAAAGGGCUUGGUCCAUGACGGAAGCCACCCGGUGAUGUUGUAUGGCUAUGGAGGAUUCAACAUCUCCAUCAGUCCAUCCUUCUCUCCGUCCCGACUUGUCUUCUUGCAGCAUCUGGGUGGAGUCUACGCCAUCGCUAACAUCCGCGGCGGAGGUGAAUACGGAGAGUCUUGGCACAAGGCAGGCAACUGUGCCAACAAGCAGAAUGUGUUUGACGACUUCCAGUCCGCUGCCCAAUACCUCACAGAGAAUAAAUGGACGUCGGCUAAAAGGAUCACAAUCAACGGGGGUUCUAAUGGCGGCCUUCUGGUGGGUGCUUGUAUCAACCAGAGACCUGAUCUCUUCGGCUGUGCGGUGGCUCAAGUGGGAGUGCUAGACAUGCUGCGAUUCCACAAGUUCACAAUCGGCCAUGCAUGGACUACAGACUAUGGCUCGUCAGACAGCACCGACGACUUCAAGGUUCUAAUCAAGUACUCCCCGCUACACAACAUCAGGGAACAGAAGGAUCAGUACCCAGCUUUGCUGCUGCUGACUGGCGACCACGACGACAGAGUUGUCCCCCUUCACUCGCUCAAGUUCCUGGCACAAAUCCAAUACACAUUCAAGGACAGUGAUUCACAGGCCAACCCGCUGAUGGGCAGGAUUGACACCAAGUCAGGACACGGCUUUGGUAAACCAACAGCUAAAGUUAUUGAGGAGCUAACUGAUAUCUACAGCUUCAUGCACCAGACAGUUGGACUCAAGUGGUCAGACUGACUUCAGGCCAGACUCUGACCUGCACGGAUAUCAUGCGAGACGUCCCACCAUUUGUAAAUCAGUUUGUGGCCAGUUUGAUUAGGGGAUAAUUUUCAAAGGAAACACUCUCAUAAUGAUUCACUUGUUCUCAAGUCAAAAUAACCUAUUCCAAGACAGAUUAAUUCAUCCGUGAAGGGUUUGAUGCUUGUAUAUAUUGAUGAUUUAAGUGCUCUUUGUGAAAUCAAAAAUGGAUGGUAAAAAUGUUUUAGUUUGUGUUUUGGAUAUUAAUGUAUAUAAUUCAUGGCGUAGGAUAACAACAACAAUUAUGAUAUCUGUGAGUCCGUGGUUUACGAACCCAACAGAAAUGUGAAUGUUUUCAUGAUACUGUUGGCCUGAAGAGGAAUUGAACUAAAUGUUUCUUAUGGCGUGGUUUUAUCAGGCAUUUUUUUGUACUUACUGGCGUGGACAUUUUUCCAUAUCCUGACGUUGAAUUGUAUAAUAAUGAGAUAACUGAUGAGGUAGAUUAUGUCUAAAUCAGAAUUCAGUUGGGUUUUUCUCUACCACUUUUAGUAAAGUUCAAGCAAUAUCACAGCAGGAAGCACCGUAAAUAGGCGUCACACAUUGUAUCCACCUGGGAACUCGAAUCUUGGUCUUUGGCGUGACAAGCGAAUACUUGGACCACUAGGCUACUCCACUGCCCCCAUUUGCCGUGUGGUCGAGGGGCAGUGAUUGACAUUGCAGAGUUGCAUCCUUUAGGAUCUGCUGGUGUGGGCUCUUGUCCAACGUUCGCCCAUAUGUGCCUGUGCCUGUUACAGACAUUUCCGAAACUGCGCAGACACAACAUGAUAUAUUUGGAAUAAUGUUAAUACUGGCAUUGAACCUAACUCACUCGGUCAGUAAUUUGUUGAAGCAUCUGAUACAUGAAUUUUGGGCUCACUUGUGUUCAGUAAGGAAAGAUACAGUUUGAUAAGCACUUCAUGUUAUGCAGAAAUCAUCUAUUAUUGAAUGCUGAAAUUAUUUUCUGGAUGGAAGAACUGAUUAGAAAAAAGG
This is a messenger RNA of Haliotis rufescens (red abalone), 3235 nucleotides long. RefSeq names its product prolyl endopeptidase-like. The record is from RefSeq and is a predicted model, not a curated record. Gene Ontology annotation, molecular function: serine-type endopeptidase activity; oligopeptidase activity. Gene Ontology annotation, cellular component: cytosol. Lineage: Eukaryota; Metazoa; Mollusca; Gastropoda; Lepetellida; Haliotidae. The coding region runs from base 86 to 2206 and encodes 706 amino acids. Gene Ontology annotation, biological process: proteolysis. The transcript is spliced from 20 exons.